Leptinotarsa decemlineata (Colorado potato beetle) is the source of this 4754-nucleotide messenger RNA. Its product is annotated as E3 ubiquitin-protein ligase TRIM33. Gene Ontology annotation, cellular component: chromatin. The record is from RefSeq and is a predicted model, not a curated record. Gene Ontology annotation, molecular function: zinc ion binding; protein binding. Lineage: Eukaryota; Metazoa; Arthropoda; Insecta; Coleoptera; Chrysomelidae.
ACAUAAUGGAGAAAAGUGACAGAAAAGCAGCGAAGGCGUCUGCAGAAAUUAAAGCUGUCAUAAAUGAAGACUAAAUAAAUAGGGCUUGAAAAUAGGAAAUCCCAACGGUUUCAAGACCAGCUAAGUUAUGAUUUAUAAAGUUCCUAUAAAUGUUUUGUACUAUUUAGGUGUAAAAGUGAUUUUUCUGUGAUUAUAAGUUUAUGACCUCUAUCAUUCUGAGGAAGCACCAUGUCUGAUAUGACUGAACCAAAAGUUUUCAUCAAUGAUCCAAAUUUUAUCAGCGCGUUACCAAUGGAAACCACGGACCCCGAAAGCAUUUUGAAUCCUGAAACAGAAACUCUAACACCUGCACAGGAAAUGAUGAUUGAUCAACUACUAUCUGAAUCGAAUGAAAACCUCGAAAAUCCAAAAGACAUCUCAAAAGAGGAUAUGUAUGGGACUACGAGUGAGGAACAACACGUCGAGAGUCCUACCACAAGGGAAAGUUAUACUUUCAAAUGCGUUUUCUGUGAUCGAGUACUGAGCGCUACCGAUAAUCCUAAAUUACUAGAAUGUUUACACAACACUUGUUCUGGGUGCAUAGACAGUAGGCUAUAUGAACACAAUGAAGGAAUGCAAGUACAAGUUGAAUGUCCUUUUUGCGGAAUCGUUUGCGAACCUGAACGUAUAAUAGAAAACCAGUUCUUACUUGAACUUGCCAACAAUGAGGAUUCUACGAAGAACACGGAUAUGAAAUGCAGUAACUGCACAGACGAUGCUUUUGCUACAAGUUAUUGCACAGAUUGUUCGGAAUUCAUUUGCGAUAAUUGUGUGCAGGCACAUCAAAGGUUGAAAAUAACAAAGGAUCACACGAUAAAACCGAAAGAAGAUGGAUUGAUGGAACUCCACUCUGUCACCAAUGGAGGAUCGACUAGUUUGUUCUGUUCAAAUCAUCCGCAUGAGAAACUAUCAUUAUUUUGUGAAACUUGCGAUAAGUUAACAUGUCGGGAUUGCCAGCUGAUUGAGCAUAGGGAACAUAAGUACAAAUUCACUAAUGAAAUUGCUUCGGAAGCCAAGAAAUUCAUUGCAGAGAUGCUUAAAGAUGUUGGGUAUAAAAGGGCUUUACUUACAAGCGCAAUGAAAGUUAUUGAUGAUCGUCAAAAUCUAAUCACAGAUAAAAAGCAGGCUCUCGUGAAAGAAAUAACACAGUUAGUUGUCAAAUUAACAAAUACAAUCAACGUUCGAGGCAAGCAGCUGGUAGCGAAACUCACAGAAGUUUGUGAUUCUAAACAAAAGACGCUGCAGGAGAAGAAACUUGCUUUGGAACAGCUUUCAAAAAUGACUGACCAUUGCAUUCAAUUCACUCAACAUGCUCUGUCGAAUGGAAGCGAUAUGGCUUUGCUAUAUAGCAAGAAGCAAGUUACGGAGCAUUUGAAGCGGAUCAAGUGCAAGAGAGCUGACAUUCCGAACCCGGAGAUACCCGUCAGGAUACAUCUGGCAUUGGACAAAGUUCCCGAUCUGAUCAAAGUGAUGUCUACUAUUGGGCAAAUUGUUGUUGACGGAAGAAUUUACCCAUCCCAGUCAUCUUCUCCAGCCGCUUCCCUUCCUCCUCCAAGUUCCUCCAGCCCUGGGCAAUGUCGACCUCCCCAACAGCCGUCACCCAUGAGCCCCCAUCGGCAGUUGGCCUCCCCUUCAGGAUUCCAGCAAACCAGAAUGCCAGGCCCUCCCCCAUAUUCUCAGUAUCAGAGCAACAACCAGUACCAGCAAUCAAUAAACACUGUCCAGAAUCAACAGAACAUGGGGCAGGGUAUGAACCAUAACAUGGCACAGAAUAUGAAUACGAACCAUCAAGGAAUGGGACAAAAUAUGAGUCAAGGCAUGACUCACAACUUGGGGCAAAACAUGGGACAAGCAAUUGGAGGUGCACGAAUACCAUCCAUGGGUCCCCCUAGUAUUAGCAGUCUUCCUCAAGCUCUGCCAAUGUCUUUGGCACAACAGCUGACUAUGAGCAACAGAAUGCAAAGACCAGUGCUACAGAGAGCUCUCAUGCCCAGAAUGACAAUGGGUAUGAACCAACAGCAACAGCAGGUAUCGUCUUCCACUCAUCCUCAAGGAAUGUUACAUGACCGAAGCAACUUACGUCACCUCCUCCAACCCAACAACACGAACAGCGGUGCAGGGUCCAACAGUCCCAUUUACAUUCAGACGGGUCCCGGUCAAUAUCAAGCUGUGCAACCACAUUUGGCUCAGCAAUUUCAAGGUAGGUUUCCCGGUCAGCAGCAGAUAAGGUUCACCCAGCAGAAUAACCAACUCAGAAUGUUGGUGCCAACCCAGCAGAACCGAAUGCCGGUUCAACAACAACAACAGCUGCAGCAGCAGCAACAACAACAUAAUCAACAACAGCAACGACCUCAACCGUUUUCGGGAGGAAACGUUAGCGUUUCUGGAGGGGGUGUUAAGUGGCAUAUUCCUCAACAAAGUAGCUCAGCAGCAGCUAACAAUGGCAACAAUCGUAACAUGACCCUUCCUACAAUUAACGAUAACUUCAAAAUCACUCUGCGCCAGCAAACACCAAACGAUCCAAACAAAAACACUCCGGCCACAGUUACUUCGACUAUUCCCAAAACGCCAAGUCCCAAUCACAUCCAAGGCAAGUCUGACACGGAACGCAACCUCGAUAAAUUCUGUGAAGACUCUGUCAAAGAUCUCAUGGCCACCAUCGCUAAACUGGACUCGAAUGGAGUGCAAGUUUUGGCCGAAGGUAGACAGAAAGGGGGUUCGCCCCACGUGGACAGCUCCACUGGCGACUCUGGUCCAGGACCGAAGAUCAAAUCCGAACUGUCUGAGACCAGCAAAGACGAUCCUAAUGAAGAUUGGUGUGCUGUUUGCAUGGACGGGGGGGAAUUGGUGUGUUGCGAUAAGUGUCCCAAGGUGUUCCACCAGUACUGCCACAUUCCCAAUUUGAGCGUGGAGGAAAACGAUACAUGGCAGUGUUUACUUUGCAUGAAUUUCGCCGACAUCCCAGAAAGUAUCUUGUCUGAGAAAAAAGAUGGUGAACUCAGUGUCAGAGAGAGAAAGAUAGCAGAGAGACUCGUGCUUGAAUUGUACUGCCAGUAUGAUCCUAGCCUUCCUUUCAGAGAAAUCAUCGGGCCUGAGAACGAAGAAUACCAUUCCAUCAUAAAGCAGCCUAUUGCUUUAGAUACGAUCAGGCAGAAAUUGAAUUGGAGCGCAGACAACCACUACAGGCAAAUGGAAGAGUUAGUGAGAGAUGUACGAUUGAUGUUCAAAAAUGCAUAUACCUACAAUACGGUGGACAGCCAGGUCUACUUAGAUGCAAAAACAUUGGAAAAAUUCUUUGAUGAACAACUUGAGAAAUUUCUACCAGAAUAUGCUUAUAUGUUCGAUGAAGACGACGUCCAACAACCCCCUACCAAGAAAUUUCGGAGGAUAAUAAGUGACUGACAAAUUGUUCACGGGGCAAAUAACACUGUUUAUUUUUCCCUAUAACAUUAAGUUCGAGUGUGAAGGUUUUUUUGAAGAUAGAUAUUUUUGCAGCCUUCGCCUCGGAUGGUUUUGAAAAUAAUGCUGGAGCAAUGUUAUGAUUAUUUGAUUUGUCUGUGAAAUUCUCAGUUCUCGAACCAUUUGUCAGUGUCUGACUGAUUGUUAAAAUCUAUUUGACCCGUGAACAAGUAUGCAGAAAAUGUAGCGUUAGGAAAUCAGAAUUUGUUUUUUAUAAAAAUUUCCUAGGUUAUUUAUUAUAUUGUUUUAUUAGAAUGUUAUGUCAUGUUUUAAUGAUGUUAUUUAAUGUUAGCAUUCACGAUUUUCUAGAGUAAAAUAUACAAGGGGUGAGGGAUAUACUCCUCCUAAUACCCAGUUGAUAUCCCGUAUCAAAUUAUGUAAAGUCAUAAUAGGAUUUAGUAAAGCCUUCAUAAGGUUUGUUUAGGAAUCAGUUCUUAAUUUUUUUUACAGUAAAUUAAUCUGGUUUAGCUAUAUUUGAAAGAAUGUUGAAGAGGACCGAGUUAACAUUUAUUCCUCAUAUCAUCAACAGCUGAAAUUAGGACUAUUAUCCCUAUCUCCUUGUAUGAAUAUGAUAUAAAUAUAUAUACGUAUAUAUUUAUAAAUAUAUAUUUCAUUAUAGUGAUCAUGGUAUUUAUACGAUAUUCAUAAUUCAUUUAAAUAUAGUUAUAUACUGUGUAGAAUGCAUAUCUUCUUGAAACAGAUAUAUGAAUCAAUAUACAUGGUGGGCAGAGCGAUUUUUGUGGUUUUAUAUUAUUUUUAUAGGAGCUACUUUUAGAAAUUCCAGAAAAUGCAUUUGUGUGUAGUGUACAUAGUAAUUUUGACCCUUUGGUAUAAUAAUUAGGUACUUAUAUGUUCUCUUUGAAGGCAAAAAGUGAAAAAGAUCUUAAACAUUUGAGAAAUAUUUACAUUAUUUGUUAUGAAAAAAUUCACUGCACUUUCUGUUAGUUCUGUGACUUUCUUUUUCAUGAUUAUUCUAAUAACUAGAGAAAUUCAGAGAGAGUUAUAUUGACAAUCCUUCUGGGAACAAAACAUUAAGAAACAUUGUUUUCAUUUUGAAUCAAGUGUGGUAUUUUUUUGAGUUUUUUUCAUAAAACCAACAGUCUAGUUGCGUUAAGAGCACUGCAUUAAGAACUUCUUUAAAAAUAUUGCCUUGUCUCUUUUUCCAAGCUUGUAUAUCGACCAGCAUCCGCUAAUGCUCACGUUUCAACCUUUUCUGAUCAUCCUCAAGACACCCAUUUUCAAAUACACAGUUGAAA